Molecule: messenger RNA, 952 nt
Organism: Pocillopora verrucosa
Lineage: Eukaryota; Metazoa; Cnidaria; Anthozoa; Scleractinia; Pocilloporidae
Product: CDP-diacylglycerol--inositol 3-phosphatidyltransferase-like
Biological process (GO): phospholipid biosynthetic process
Cellular component (GO): membrane
Molecular function (GO): phosphotransferase activity, for other substituted phosphate groups
Source: RefSeq, a predicted model, not a curated record
CUGGCACACUCGACAGCGGCUUUGUUAUGUCACCGACCAAAGAAAGGGAUAAAUCUCAGCUGACUAUGCUGGUGCACGUGAAAUCAUGGAUGAUUUAAUAUGCAGAAGAGAAAAUGUCCUCCUUUUCAUACCCAACUUAAUAGGGUAUGUGCGGGUUAUCCUUUUAUUUGCAUCGUGGAUCUUCUUCAACAAUCCAGUCCUCUUCCUGUGCUUUUACACAGCUUCAGUCUUGCUGGAUGGUCUAGAUGGAAUCGUUGCUCGGCAAUUGAAUCAAACAUCAGCAUUUGGAGCAUGGUUGGAUGUUGCUACAGACAAUCUCGGCAGAGGAAUGCUUUGGACCUUGCUUUAUAAGUGGGGAUACUUUAUCAGUGCAGUGGAGUGGAUGGUAUUUGUGUGUACACAUUCACUUGGAGCACAUUGGAAGAGUGCUCAAUCCAACCCACCUUCAUGGGUUCAACUUGUUAUGGCUAAAGGAUUUAAAACACCUGCAGGAGCAUUUGCAAUCUGUGGUCUUCAUGGGCUCCCUGUGUGGUUGUAUGGUAUGAAUAAACACAUGUGGUCACCAUUCAUGUCACAUCACUUACAGUUGGGAGUCACUGGAAUUUUAGUGUCUGGUAGAGCCUUGUGCAUGGGAGUUGAGGUUUGGUUUAUUACAAGUCACAUUAAAGAUUUACUGGCAGAUCAUGAACAAAAAAGGCCCUUAUCAAAUACAGAACCCAUGAUGGAAGACACUGAUUAAAGAUGCAUGCUAUCUUGAAAUCUGUCAUGCCAGCUGGUGGCAUUUAAAGAUAGCUUUUUCAUCCUGAAAUUCUUAAAAAAUUCAGCACUAAUAAAAACUGAGCAUUUUGUACCUUUCUUAUCACUGAAUUAUUCUAGGAAUUGUAAGUAUUUUUUCUGAUCAUAAAAGUUUCCACCUAGGGACAUUUUAACAUAUAUCAAAUACUGAAGAUGU